AUGAUGAAUUCACAAAACGUGCAGCCUGGUACUGUGACAAAGGAUGAACUUGAGAAGACUGGAUGGGAGGAAGAUGAUGAGAUCUCUGAUGAAGAAGCGCAUGAGUGGCGCAAAUCAUUGGAAACGGCCGACGGGAAAAUGAACGUUGACAACGAGUUUCCCCGGGCCUGGUAUCACUCAAACCCAUGGAAAGAUGACCAAGGCAGGACUAGAAGAGCCACCACAGGUUCCAUGGGUAACAUUGUCAACGCCAAGGACGGGUACAUCAUCGCCGGUGUAAAUUUUGCGCCAUGGGACGUUAAACCGAAAGAUAUGGAGGCCUGGGAGCUCCCUAGUACCAAAUGGACCGACAUCGUUGCGGUGCAAUGGAGCAUGUAUGCCUCCGGCAGCAGCCUACAGCGCAUAUAUCGCUCGUCCAUAGUAUUUGAGCGCACAAAGGACCUAAUUGAAGGAGCCUUGAACAAGGUCGGGAAAGGUCCGCUGGAUAAACUACCUAAAUGGCCCGGUGUUGACUACACGCCGAAGGGGAAUUUGAACAAGACGCCGUACCAAGCCGAGACGGAGGGGUUCUUCGGUUUGCUUGGUAGUCCCCAUGGCGCCGGGGCUGCCUAUUUGCUAAUCCAGUAUCGAGCAAUCUUUGGAAAGAAGAGGAUUACUAAAAUUAAGGUCUGGAGUGGUCCUUUAGCCCCGAACAUGAUCCUCUACGUUGAGGAUGUGUAG
Messenger RNA from Colletotrichum truncatum, 720 nucleotides. RefSeq lists its product as uncharacterized. The record is from RefSeq and is a predicted model, not a curated record. Lineage: Eukaryota; Fungi; Ascomycota; Sordariomycetes; Glomerellales; Glomerellaceae.